CUCCAUGGAGAUAAUACCCCUACUCCUGUUCUGCGGGGUCUCCGCAUGAUCACUAAGGCACUAGUGAUACAAAGGUGCUCCUUGACCUGUCUGCUAGAGGCAGGAGAAGGCAAGGCUAGCUCUCUCCUGCUCUAGGGAAAAUGGCUAGUUCUAAGGAAGUGGGAACCCUUUGCAUGGGUGCCCUGGGGGGUUUAUAUAGGCCUACCCCCAGGGGUACAAUGGUAAUCCGGCUGGGUGCUGCGCCCGGCCGUCAGUGACCCCGGCCUCUGGGUUCUUCGUCGACUGCUGGGGCCUGCCGCCUAGUGGGCCCCGCCGGCUGGUUCGGUAUGGAGCCGACAGGCCACCCCCGUCGCUGGCGGGUCUGGUCGGCGGUUACUCACUGUAGCCGUGCUGCUAAUGACGCGGGCUUGGUCAGCUCAGUGUGGCUACAGUCCUGCCGCCUUGCAGGAGAUCACUGUAGCCACACCUGGUCUCGUCAGGUUAAUGGCAUGCUUGCUACGGGGCGAGAGACGGCCGCCUGCUGGAGGCCGACCCUCCUCAGGUCCGACUGGUUGGGCAUCCGCCGUCUUCUAUGGUGUCAUUGCCCGAUAGGGCCCAUAGCCGAUGGGCCGUACCGACAGGUCGUCAUGGGGAACAGGGCUCCGCCCGUCCGGAAUGACGUCAGGGGGGAAGUGGCAACAGUGCCACGCCGUGCGAAGAUCUUCGCCUGUACGGGGCAUUGUGGCCUCGCCCAGCCCGGGAUUUGGAGGCGAGGGGCUUCACUGUAGCCACGCUCUAUCUCGUCCUAUUGAUGGGGGCACAAACUCUGAGGGCGCCAGGUGGCCGCCCUCUCUGGGAGCCAGCCUACUGGAGCCGGCCGCUCGUAGUGCCGUCUUCUGGUGAUUGGCCGUCCUCCGGUGGCUGGCCUUUGAGCCCGCAGGCCCCUGGAGGGCGGAGCUUUAGCUUGGGUCUUUGCGGGACGAAGUCGACCCAAAGUUCUGUCUUGUCCAGGGACUCGAGUGAGGCUACCCGUGGCCCAUUACUCCGACACUAGUCCCCGAAGCCGGUGAGGCAUUGUGGUCGUGGGGCCGUGAAGUCUCAGUGGCUUCCCCCCUCACCGAGCUCUCGGAGAAUGUUUUGAUCCGCCUCGCGGCGCCCCGACUGCUGAAGCCGGCUUUGACAGGGCGGGAUCGUCGGCCAAUUUUGAACUUCAAGGCAGGAAAACAGGUGGCCUGCGUGCUAAGCUUCCUGGUGUCGCCGCCCGCCAUAAGCACGCCACGCGGCACGCGCCAGCCCGCCCAGCCUGCCAUCCCACGCUCCUGAUGGGACGUGACAGUGGGCCGGGCCCGCCACUACCGGGCCUCGGCACGCGGGCGGAUCCGCUGCGCUGAGGUGGGCGGUUGCGAUUCCCAUGAGCGUUCAAGGCGCAGUAAGUGUGCGCGGUAAAUUGGGGGUCGUGGGGUCGUAGGCGCAGUUAAUCCCACGACCCCGCGCCCCGUCCCCUCAGCUUCGUAGCCCGAGGGCUAUAAGUAUGGGGAGGAAGGGGAGCGGUGGAGCAUGCGCGCCCUCCUCCCCACACUUUCUUCCCCUCUUGCUCUCUCCGCCAUCGCUGUUGUCGCCGCUCCGUGCUUGCCACCGUUCGCCGCCGCCGCUCGCCCCAUCUCACCGCAGCCCCGCCUGAAGCCAUGGCGCGCGAGAAGAGCGGGGAAUGGGAUGGCUCGACGGUGAUACAAGACCACAUCUCCUUCCUCCGGGACACAUGUCGGAUGCCCAAUGCAGCGUUCAUCAAGGCGCGGGUGUCGCCGGAGGAGGAGAUUUGACCGGCGCCGAGGGGGAACGAGCGGGUCGUCUUCCGCUCGCACUUCCUCCAUGGCUUCGGCCUUCCGGCGAGCGGCUUCCUCCGCUCGUUCAUGGACUUCUACCACGUCCAGCCACAUCAUCUUACGCCCAACACUGUGACCCUACUCUCCGCCUUCGUCAUGGUGUGCGAGGGCUACAUCGGCAUCCUCCCCACAAUCAAGCUGUGGGGAGCAUUCUUCUAUGGCAAGCUCGGCACCUCCUCCAAGGACACGAUGGCCGAAUGCGGCGGGUUUGUCGCCGUGCAUCGGCCGGCGAAAAGGAAUGUCUUCCCCGUCAUCAAGCUGUCUCAGUCUGUAAAACUGCGGCAGCAGUCUUAUUUUUAUGUUGAGAACGUCGACCUGAAUGUCGACUUCAUCAACCUGCCGGCCUACGAGGCCAGCCCCCCAGUCGGGUCUCGGUCCAACUGGGGCUACAAGCCCAAGCCGGUGUCGGCGGACACGACAGCCGCCAUCGGCCGACUCCGGGUGCUCCAGGAGUCGGAGGGCCUCGUGGCCUCCGACCUCCUCAUCGCCUUCGUCGAGCGCCGGGUCCUUCCGCUACAGGGCCGCCCUCACAUGAUCUGCCGGAUGGGCGGGCACCGCAACCCGUGCAGGUUGUGCACGAAGGAUAUGCCGAUUGCUGAGGUCGGGAGGAUGGUGAACGAGAUCUCCGACCUCAAGGUGUCGGAGGGAGACUGGCGGUACGGGAAGCGGCCGUAUUCUCGCGACAACCCGCCGCCUGCUGUAAGUCCCUUGACUUCUUUUCGUAGUUCUGACUCUUGGUCUUGCACCUGGUGUAACGCGACUCUUCUUUCUGGAGUGCAGAUUUAUAUGUCUGUGGCAACGACCGCCAUCGUGGGGCCGGGUGGUGACUACCUGCCGGACUGGGCAGUGAGCGAUGUGGACGACCCCGACUUGGGGGUGGCCGCCCUGGAGGAGGACACAGUAGGCGACGAAGGAGCAGGCAGCUCCGAGGAAGGCGGCGGCAUGGAGACCUGGCCUAAUGACGAUGACGACGAAGACGAGCCACGCCCCCCUCGGAGCACCGCCAACACCGGCGCAGACCCCUCCACCGGGCCGCCCGCUCGAGGCGGCAAGCACAAGCGGAAGCAGGGUGCUGCCCUGUUUGGCAGCGCACCGAAGAAGCCCAAGAACCCGGCCGCGGCGACCAAGCGGAGAGAAGCCGCGGCCAAGGUGGCCAAGUUCCAGCGGCAGCCGAAGGUGCCGCUCAUGGUGUCAUCGUAAGUAUCCUUCUUACGCUUCCACCUCUUUGCCGAUCUGGCCUAAAAAACUUUUUGUCUUGUCCUCUUAUCUCAGGGCCCCGCUCACCAUUGAGAAGUCGGCCAUCGCCGGUCAUCAGGCCGGCGGAAACUUCCACCACCAGCCGGCGGAUCGACCCGGCCGCCGACCUACGAGAGGCGCAGGAGCAGAACGCGCGGGGGGCGCGUGAGGAAGAGGCCGACCGCCUGGCGAAGGCGGAGGCGAACAAGGCCGCCGCAUCUGCAGCGAGGAAGCUGGCGCAAGCAGAGGCCGACGCCGCAGAGAAGGAGCGACUUGCAGAGGCCGCGCGCCGCCAUGAGCCGCUGCUCGUGACUCCUCUGAACUCCGCGCCGCCUCCACCGGAGUUUGUGGCGUCGACUGGAGGAGCCGUCGACGAGCAGCCGAUCAUGGAGAGGGAGGGUGGCAAUGUGGCCAUGCCGGACGUCGUCGUGCCGCCACCACCGCCGACCAGCGGACCACAUGACGAGUAGCCGUCCGCUCCGCUGGUGCCACCAUCUGGGGACGCGGUGGUGACGGACCUGAUUCCUGAGGUCCGCAUGCCUGUACGCCGCCGUCUUGAGAAAGCGGCCUCGGCACCACGGCCACUGGAGACCGGUACCGCGAGCUCGUCGGUCCUCGACACUAAGGCGACCAGCGCCGCGCCAGCCGACUGGGUACGCGGGGGCGGGGCGGGCGCCCUGAACCAGGCGGCCCUCGACGUCCAGUCCAAGCUCCGGGCCGAAGCCGAAGCCCUCAAGCGCUGCAAUGACGCGUUCUUGGAUUCGCGAGCAGCCAUCCGCGACUACCACAAUCUUCGCGCGGUCACCUUUAACUCCAGGAUUCAGGAGCUGAAAAAAUAGACCACCAACUUGUCCGAGAGCAGAAAGGCCAACACCGCCUUGCAGCAGCAGCUGGGCGAAGCUAAUACCGCCCUGUGCGGCAAGGAGGCGGAGUGCAGCAAGCUGGCCGAGGAGCGUGACCGGCUGGUCACUCAGCUCACGGAGUAGGCGGAGGCCCUCAAGACGGCUUAGAGGGAGGCAAAGGCGAAGGAGACCGACCUCCUUGCCGAGUUCGAGGUCGAGCGCUCCGCCUGGGCUGACAAGGAGGCGUAGAUGACGGCCUGCUUCAGCAGCAUCGAGGACUUGGUCGAUGACUUCUUCCCGGGCCAUUCCGUUGCUGCGAACCAGAUCAUCGAGGCCCAACGUGAAGAGCAGAGGGCGGAGGGCGUGCAGAUUGCUACUGACGCCCCCCGGACCCUCAACGAGCAGCUCCUCAGUAUCCAGGCCCGCCUUCGGCCUGCCCACCAGAUACUACGCCGCCUUCAGCGCAUCAGAGCCCAGGCAAUCUCCUCCCUCUGGCCGGGCGUGCAGGCUCCACGCACCCCGAGUCGGACUGCCGACUGGUUGGAGGUGGCGGCCGACCGCCUGGAGGCCUGGAAGGGCUCUGUAGCCCGGGAAGGAGCGUGCCGAGCCCUGGAAUUUGUCAAGGCGUGGUACCCUGGGAUAGAUGUAGCCCAGUUGACCAUGUUUUGGCUGGAAGCACAGGAGGAGCUGGUGGCGGGUGGAAGCCGAGCUUAUCAGCAGGGCGGCGGCGAUUGUUGGGGAACGUUGCAUAAAAUAAAAUUUUUCCUACGUUCACCAAGAUCCAUCUAUGAGUUCAUCUAGCAACGAGAGAAAGAGAUGCAUCUACAU
Messenger RNA from Triticum aestivum (bread wheat), 4768 nucleotides. RefSeq lists its product as uncharacterized. The transcript is spliced from 4 exons. Bases 1890 to 3062 code for a protein of 390 amino acids. The record is from RefSeq and is a predicted model, not a curated record. Lineage: Eukaryota; Viridiplantae; Streptophyta; Magnoliopsida; Poales; Poaceae.